Capsella rubella is the source of this 1233-nucleotide messenger RNA. Its product is annotated as putative F-box protein At2g16290. The transcript has 3 exons. Gene Ontology annotation, molecular function: protein binding. Bases 1 to 1233 code for a protein of 410 amino acids. The record is from RefSeq and is a predicted model, not a curated record. NCBI's taxonomy places the organism in Eukaryota, Viridiplantae, Streptophyta, Magnoliopsida, Brassicales, Brassicaceae.
AUGGCAGAUUGGUCGCUCCUUCCCACAGACUUACUAGAACAAAUUGUUGGUCGUUUUGCGACAUCUUUCGAGAUUGUCCUCUUCCGAUCUGUCUGCAGGUCAUGGCGAUCCAUUGUUCCUUCGCCGCGUGAUUCUCACUGCUUAGGCAUCAAAACUCAUAUCCCAAUGUUCGUCAAAAAGCGCUACUUCUGCAAUGAUGAGUAUUGUACACUUAAGAAAAUCCCAAUAUAUCUCGUGAGAUUCAACAGUCCCUUUGGUGAUGAUUAUUUAUUGGCAAAGAUACAUGAAAGAAAGAUCGGGAAACCGAUGUCCUUGUCGUCGCCAUUAGUAAGCUAUGGUGGUUUCACACCAAAAGAAACUCUAGUAUCGUUGUUUAACUCUCUUACCAGUCGAAUUGUCCCUUUGUGUUAUCACUACCAGAUAAACUUAAGGUUGGGGUACUGGCAAGGUGUGCGUUACGGAUUUGAAUGGAAAAGUUGUUCCGAAAAAGUCGAAUAUCUUGAACUGAAUACUGAUGAUUGCAGAAAUUUCACAUUGCUAGCUGAUAUAGAAGGCGAUAUGAUGAUAUUUAGCAGCCUCAAGAUGAGAUGGACGAAAAUUUUGGUCUCUCCUGAGAAAUGUCGAGAUAUGGUUUCAUUCAAAGGAAAGUUUUACGUGGUUGAUACAAGUGGGUGGGGACAUGUCUUUGUAAUCGAACCCUCUUUGGAAGUUUCUGAGAUCCCAUCGGUCACACGGUCGACUCACAAGUCUACGAAAGAGGCUCUAGUGAAGUCGGGAGAAGAGUUGUUGCUAGUGCAACGGUUCACACCAGGUCAAGAGUCUCAUCCUGAACAUAUGUAUACAUGGUUUAGAGUCUUUAGGCUGGAUGAAGAAGGUGGGAGUAGGAAGUGGGUUCAAGUCAUCGACUUGAAGGACCGAGUGAUAUUUCUUGGAGCUCGGACGAAUCUCUGCUGCUUGGCACGAAACCUGCCGGGUGCAAAGGAGAACUGCAUAGUGUUCAUUGAUUUGAGAAAUGGUAGCAUCCGUUAUAAUGAAUCAAUCCUUGUGUUUGACUUAAAAACCAAAAGGACUAGUAUUGCCUUUAGUGAAUGCAGAGGCUACAUGGGUGCAUUCGGAGCAAACCUUGAAUCUCUGGUAUCUUGUGGAGUUGUGACUAUACCAAACCCAGCAACAAGCACCUAUGAUUUAUUAAGUGAUUCCAACUGGCUCAAGAAAAAGAUUAGAAAAUCAUAA